CACGCUUUUAAAAUAGGCUCGUUAUAGGGUUUCCAGAUAGUGUAUAUUCGGUGAACCAAAUAAUUUUGUAACAGAAUUUCUUUGACUUUCAUUAUUUUUGCCUCACCACAUUGUAGACCAAUGUCGCUAAUAUUAGAAAAUCAAAACGAUAUCAGCACCAGCUUCUAUUUUUAAAUCGUAUUUAUGAACGUUCAAUUACUUUCAGAUACACUGUAACUGGGGCUCCUACCUGCAAGUUUUGGUGAACUGGCAGAUCCCAGUUCUAUACAACUAUCAAAUAACAGUCUCAUGUCCUAAACUGACCUGCGCACUUUUCUCAUCCAGUCCCGGAGUAGGUCAGCGGUCCCUCUACAUGCUCAUCUCACUAAACACAAUUUAUCUCAACUAUCGUUCUUCGAGAAUUGUCAUUCAUUAGUUGUCUGGUCUGUUGUUAUAAUCUUCUAUUUCAUAAUUUAAAUUAUGAAUCAAAAACAUUAUCUUGUUCCAUCAUUUCUGGCCUCAAAGGGAUUGGUUAAACUUCACAUCGACUCCUUCAAUCAUUUUAUUCAAACAGAAAUAAAAAAUAUUGUCCGUGCAAACAGUCGUGUCAGUGUUCCAGAAGCCAAUUGGUGGUUAGAGUAUAAUGACAUAUAUAUCAAACCUCCAACAGUAAAUGAUGGAGGGGUUGUCGCCAGCCGUGUUACUCCUCAUGACUGCAGACUCCGUGACCUAACAUAUGCUGGCGAAAUUCUUGUUGACGUUACGUUUGUUAGACAGAACGAAGUAGUAUCGAAAAAAGGUGUCCUUAUUGGUCGCAUGCCAAUCAUGCUAAAAAGUUCCAUAUGUGUACUAAAUGGUAAAAGUCCUUCGGAGCUUAUGCGACUUAAAGAAUGUCCAUUGGAUCCUGGCGGUUACUUCAUUAUUGGUGGUACUGAAAAAGUAGUUCUCAUGCAGGAACAAACUUCCAAGAAUCGUCUGAUCAUUGAAGAAGAUAGUAAACGUGGAUUAGUGUGUUCUGUGACAUCGUCCUCUGCUCAAACGAAAUCUAAGACUAACAUCGUUACGAAAGAUGAUAAAUUUUACCUUUCUCAUAAUUCCUUCAUCGUGGAUGUCCCUAUCGCCAUAUUGUUUAAAGCAAUGAACAUUACUUCUGACCAGGAACUAUUGCAACUUAUUGGGACAGAAGAAUCUGUUUGGGCUAACUUUGUUCCUAGCCUUAAAUUAUGUUUGGAAUAUAAUGUAAGUUGA
Molecule: messenger RNA, 1227 nt
Organism: Schistosoma margrebowiei
Lineage: Eukaryota; Metazoa; Platyhelminthes; Trematoda; Strigeidida; Schistosomatidae
Source: the annotation of a GenBank genome assembly